Molecule: messenger RNA, 5622 nt
Organism: Colletotrichum orchidophilum
Lineage: Eukaryota; Fungi; Ascomycota; Sordariomycetes; Glomerellales; Glomerellaceae
Product: AT hook domain-containing protein
Exons: 3
Coding region: 1-5622 (1873 amino acids)
Biological process (GO): establishment of protein localization to chromatin; regulation of gene expression; establishment of mitotic sister chromatid cohesion
Cellular component (GO): Scc2-Scc4 cohesin loading complex
Molecular function (GO): chromatin binding
Source: RefSeq, a predicted model, not a curated record
AUGGUCAACAGCCAAGGGACCGUCCACAACGGCCCACCUAAUGGUGGCUACAUGCAGCCGCAAGCUGCAGAACAACGUCCGAUGGCGCGACCGUUUACGCUGUCUGAGGCACUGCCUUAUUCUCCUCAAACCUCCGUCAUUCCCUUUACCUCAGAUCUCAUUCCCGACCCGACACUCGGUUCUGGCUCGCUUGCUUCUAGCAUCUCGCAUAUGUUCAACAGUCAGGAGUACGACAGCCUGAGCAAGGAAGCAACUGGACAAAAUCAUAAUCAUGGGAUGAAGCACCUGAAGUACGCAGUCGAUCACGUACUGCACGACUUGAAGCCCAAUCAGCGGACUUAUUUCAAAUUCAAGACUGUCCCCAAAACGAAUUCGAAUACGGCCAGUAGUCCAGCAGGAUCUUUCCAGAGCCUAAGUGCUGGCCUUUCCCCGGUAGCGAAGAUGGUGUUCGAUAGGGCUCCAACAUUCGUCAAGCCUCCGGGAGCAUCUAGUGCUACCUCUGUCUCUGCCAACGGACAAAUUACCCAACAGCCGCAGCAACCUCCAUCGACACCGAAAUCUGCUCUGCCAUCGUCGAAGCGUCCAUCAGCGAGUGCAGAAUCUAACCAUGGAAACAACUUCCGCUUCGAAGUAGCGAUUCCAUCCAAGAAAUUCGAUCCCAGCGCAUACGUAGAGGUCCCCGAUCAACCCGCUCCACAGCCAGCUACCGUCAACCCGUCCGACGUCACUAGAAUCGUCACACCCACCCAGAUUGCUCCGAGGCACCUCACUCCCACUCAACCUCAGCACUCAGCGCCGGCAGCCCCUGUACAGCCUGUUUCCGCCCAACCGAAUCCUACGCAGCCUUUAAUGCCGUCGACUACACAAGGACCACCGUCCGCGGUCGAAGCCCAGAAGACGAAGUUCGCAAUAGAAUUGCCUCGCGCCCCUGGAUUCAAUAAGGAUGAAUAUCUCGAGAUGGCAGCCCUGGACUCUCCGGAUGAGCCGACAGGAUUGUCUAUGCGGAGACAAGAUGGUGCUUAUCAAAGCCGACAGGAUAAUAUCAGUACCAAUCUUAACCAGAAGCAACGGGCAGAAGCAGCGCUCCAGGAUCUUGAGCGAUUAAUCAAGAGCGUUCUCGAUGCCACUAGAAAUGUGCUCGGAAAUGAACCUGGUUAUGAACAGGUUGCUACGCUAAACUCCGAAAAUGAGGCCAUCUUGACGGGUGCCACGCAGCAGAAGCUGCAGACUGCCAUCCAAAAGUCCAUCGAAUUAGGAAGCUACGGCGAUGCGCCAAUAGAGGAACUCCAGUAUGUUCAGAAGUUGAGCGACGCGGGCCUGACGCAUACACUCAACCUUGACUAUCGAAUUGACGAGUCUUGGGGCGAGUCCGACGUCACAGGCUGGCUAAAUCAGCUUCCAGAGAUUGAGAUGGGGUUGAAGACUGCUCGCACGUGCCUGCGCAUAAUGUGCGGUGGCAGAGAAGAGAAGCAGAUCUACUCUGAGGAGAUCAUUCAGAAGUCGACCGACGUCUUCAAGGGGGUUGUCGAGGGCAUUGUUAUUCCCGUUGUCGAGAUGAGGGGCAGUGGUCCAACAUCCGCUCUAUUCAAACUAUUACAACCUCACAAAAAGGCGAUUGGCCCGAUUCUCACGAACUGCCAGAAGCUGUUCGCGCUGCUUGCCAAACUCGUCACAAGCAUAGAGCUUUCAGACACUACCCUCGGCAUGCUAGAAUUCGCCGCAUCGAGCUUGCUUUUCGUCGACAAUGCCUACCUGGAAAAAGACUCCGUUGUUGGCGUACAGCGAUUCGAUGGCAUUCGCCUGGUCGCAAUGGAGAUGCUCUGCCAGAUUUUCCUCGCCAAACCUGACCAACGCCGUGGCAUCUUUGACGACAUCCUCACCUCGUUGGAAAAGCUCCCCGUUGGAAAGCAGAGUGCUCGCCAGUUCCGACUAUCGAACGGCGGAAGCAUUCAGCCGGUUUCGGCGCUGAUCAUGCGUCUUGUCCAGGCCAGCUCUGGCAAGGUUGACGAGAAGGGCACGCGCAGUCGCCUAGCCAUGAUGCAAAAUGAAGAUCCGGACGAGGAUGAGCUGAUGACCCAGCCUGGCAAACAGACCGUGGCUGCGACUGUCAAGUCAGAGGAUGCCGGUGCAUCGCAACAUGUUCUUGCCUUGGAGGAGCUCAAGGUUGUGGCCUUGCCAUUAACUGAAGGCUCGACGCACAACGCGAACUACGUGGUCAAUUUCAUGGUCAACCGCGCCCUGAAGUCCACAAAGUCCGGCGACACUCCUUACCGCAAUCUCCUCGACCUUUUCGUGGAGGACUUUACAGAAUGUCUCGACUCUCCCGACUGGCCGUCCGCUGAGCUCAUUCUUCGUCAGAUGACAUUUUACAUGAUGAAACUCUGGGAGGGAGAUAGGACCGCCGCGCCUGCCAAGAACAUGGCCCUUGAACUUCUUGGCGUCAUGAGUGCUGCAGUUUCAAAACUCCGCUCACAUGUUCGCAAGGUCGCCUACUCGAUGGAUGGAAGCGACUCAAAUGAAUUAUUACGAUAUCUAUCAGAGUUGGCAACCUCUGCGCUGGAGCAGAAAAGUCGAAUCGAGCAUGACGUCUCUUGGUCAGGACCAUUCCGAACGACCCUUGAACACCUUCAGCAGCGGUGUGGCGACGACCCUCACUUGCAAGGUGCCAUUUCCUUCCUGAUUGUAGAUUGGGCGCAGAGAAUCUUCACCGGGUACGAUGGCUUGCAAGAAACCAAUGAUUCGCUGGACCACGAGUUUGGACGGCUUGCCUUCCGCCUACGGAUGAUGAUCGAAGACCGUCGGUGGCUAUCCAACGAGUACACCUUCAAAGACGUCAACAACAGCCACGCAAAGUUGGCAUAUUCCAUCAUUCUACUCCGCUCACCGUUUUGCGAACACUUCAGAGCUAUGCUCAACGUUCUGCUUAACGCCAUGGCUAGUGACCAGGCCACCGUUCGCAGCAAGAGUCUCAAGAGUAUCAACCAGCUUUUGGAAACAGAUCCGGCUAUCCUAGACGGUGACUCCGUUGUGGUUCAUUUAAUCAUCAACUGCUCAAGUGAUUCGUCUCCUCAGGUGCGCGACUCCGCGAUUGGCUUGAUGGGCAAGUGCAUUGGCCUGCGCCCGAGACUUGAAGAUAAGAUGGCAGAAAGAAUCAUUGAAAGGUUCAUCGACUCUGGCAUCGGAGUGAGGAAGAGGGCAAUGAAACUGGCCCGAGAUAUUUACCUCCGCAACCAAAGCCGGGAGAUCCGCAGCUCUAUUGCCAAUGGCUUGCUUCAUCGUGUGCAAGACCCUGAUGAAGGCGUUCGAGAGCUUGCUCGUCAGAUGAUUGAGGAGGUUUGGUUCGCCCCGUUUUACCAGGUCAACGACACAGCAGCCUUCAAAACGUCACUCACCGAUCACGUUGCUCUCAUGAUCCAGACGGUUAAGUCUGGCAACGUUGGCGCAGUCCUCGACAAAGUUCUUCAGUCCAUUCUGGGUGGACAAAACAAAUCCCAGAACGGCCCUUUCGGUGUCAGCAUGAAGCUGGUUGAGAAGAUGUUCGAGCUUAUUGAUAAUCUCGACUCCGACGAUCCUAACAUCCCAUCCGGAAGAGAUGCGUUGCAAGUACUGCAAAUAUUUGCCAAGGCAGACCCCAAGCUUUUCACUUUUGAGGAGAUAAGGCUGCUUAAACCCCAUCUCGCUAGCAUAAGUGGUGCUGAUGACUUGGCCGUCUUCAAAGCUGUGACAAUCAUCUAUCGGCAGAUCUUGCCGCAACUGACCGCGAAAUAUGCGGACUUUCUCCGGGAAGUGAGAGAACAGCUUCAAAACUCUGUUGGCAGACUUAACAAGAACCUUCUGGAUGAUGUUGUUGCUUGUCUGUGGAUUAUUGCUGAUCUCUUGGACAAUCGUGAUAAGCUGGCCCAUCUGGGCGCUUCUAGUUUACGUGGAGUCGCCAGCAUGCGAAAUACACAGAUGGACGCAACCAAACUCAUGAAGUUUGCCAGAUAUUCGAUAAUUGUCGGAAUGGUCGGCAAGCAUUGCGAUUUGGACUCCGAGCUUGCCGUCUUCCUCAAAAUCUUCCCAAAGUAUUCAGGCAAGUCUGUGGCAAAGCUCAUGGUCGACAAUUUGUCGCCGUGGGCCGAUGCCUCACAGCCCAUGGAGGCCCGGAAGCAUGCCCUCGACGCCAUCGGCCUCAUCUGCCAGGCGCAUCCCCGAAACUAUGUGUCACCGAACGUGUACACCAAGUUUCAACAAGUUUUCGAAGCCAAAGUGCCGGCACUUGAGAGCACGAUUCUCCGGUCUUUCAAGGAAUUCCUCCUCACGGAGGAAAAACGAUCCGAGGCUGCCACUGCCGCCGCUGCCGCCGGCUACGAGACUGACAAGAAGCGCGAGCUGACAGUGAUGGGUGGAACGAGCUUCGAUGACGUGGCCAGUGCAACUACCCAACGCUUCCUGAAGGAGGUUACUCGUAUAGCUCUGUCAUCGCAAGAUGAGCACGCCUUCCUCGCAGUAGAAGUACUUGGCAGCAUCAAUCGACAAGGUCUCGUGCAUCCCAAAGAAACGGGUGUGACUUUGAUCACCCUGGAAACAUCAUCGAUGACCAAAAUAUCCGAGGUCGCAUUCAUGGAACAUCGAGCGCUCCACGAGAAACAUGAGACCGUCAUUGAAAGAGAGUAUGCCAGAGCCAUACAAGCCGCCUACGAAUACCAACGAGACAUCGUUGGAGAUACUCGUGGCGCCACGACGAACCCUUUCCAGUCCAAGCUUCAUCUUCUGAUGGAGGUGCUGAAAGUGAGUAAGACAAAGAACCGACAAAAGUUCCUCGAGAAACUUGUGGGCCAAGUCGAUUUCGACUCUUCGAAGCUUGAUGUUUCUAAGCCGUUACCUGCGCAUGUCGAAUUCUCCCGCUUCAUGAUCGAGAACCUCGCCUUCUUCGAUUAUGUAACCGUUGGAGAAGUGCUAGUCACUGUGCAUGCGAUGGAAAAACUGUUCUCAUCAACCGGAUCCAGCAUGGCGCACGUCAUCGAGUCCGAAAUCUUCAAUAUGCGCAUGGACUUGGAUAAGCCGGACGACCCGCAAGCCAACGGUGAGCCGCAGCAACCCGAGUUGAAUAUUUCUCCCAAAAGGCUUCGCCAACUCACUUCCGGUUCCAUCAUACUUCUCUGUCUUUGGGAGGCAAGAACAUACCUUCGGCGUCUCUAUGGCUUGGGCAGCAAACGCGAGACCAAAACCAAAAUGGCAGCCAAGGAUCUUAGCAAAGCACCUACGAAAGUACAGGGUGUAACUGGAGAUAAGUUCUGGGAGGAGGUGAACUCACAUAUGAAUGGCCUCGCAACCCAGGAAUCCACUUUGCAGAAGUGCAAGGCCUUCGUGGAACUGAUGAACGUCGACAAAGAGUUCAAGGUUGUCGAUGAGGAUGAUAUGGACGGCGAAGAUGCUGACACUCCUAGUGAGGGUGAAGAGGAUGGUCCUGCCGGUGAUGGAAGAGGCCGGAAGCGUAAGGCUGGCGCACUCCCUGGCGGUCGCAAGAAACGCGCGCGCUCCACCUCCCGACCGAGACCCCGCGGCCGACCUCGCAAAAACCCGGUGGAAGUUGUCGACGACGAUGCAGAUGGCGACUUCGACGACAUGGACUUUGCCUAA